GAUGUCAUCAAUUUCGAAAUUAGCCAUUCAAGGAAUUAGAAGUUUUGGACCUGAUGAUAGCGAUAAACAAGUCAUUGUUUUCUUCACACCUUUAACUCUGAUUUUAGGUGCUAAUGGAACUGGAAAAACAACAAUCAUCGAAUGCUUAAAGUAUGCUACAACUGGUGAUACACCACCUGGAAGUAACAAGCUCUCGGCUUUCAUCCAUGAUCCAAAAGUUGCUAAGGAAAGAGAAGUAAAAUCUCAGGUGAAAUUACUCUUCAACGACAUCAGAGGAAUACAAACAGUUGUAACUAGAAGCGCUAUUGCUACACAAAAAGCAUCGACGGUAUCUGCAAAAACUUUGGAACAAAAUAUUCUACGAAACAAGACAAGCAUCAGUAAAAAAUGUAUUGACAUAAACAAUGAAAUGGUUGAUUUGCUUGGGGUUUCCAAACCCAUUCUUGAAAACGUUAUUUUUUGUCAUCAAGAAGACUCGUGCUGGCCUCUUAGCGAAGGAAAAUUAUUGAAAACAAAAUUUGAUGAAAUAUUUGCUUCUGCACAGUAUGUAAAAGCUGUUGAUCAAAUAAAAGUUAUAAGAAAGCAAAAGGAACAAGAGAGAAGGAUUUUGAUUAAUGACCUAGAGCAUUUGAAUAGAAACAAAACUGGAGCACAGAAUGUUAGGGAAGAACUAGAUGAGAAUGAAGUAAAGUUUAAGCAAUAUAAAAAGAGAAUUGAUGAUAUGAAAAAAGAAAACGACCCACUUACUAAGGAGUAUGCUAAACUUCAAGAGGAUCAAGCAGAGAUAAAUGACAUGCGCAGUAAAGAAAGAUCAUUGGAGGAAAGAGUUGUGUUUUACGAACAACAGCAAAAAGAACUUAAAUCUAGUCUAAAAUGCUUGAUAUCGAAAUCAAUCGAAGAUUUGCAAACAGACCUAAAAGACUUUCAGAGUACCACGAAAAAUAAGGAGCGUAAACUUAAUAAAAUUGAAGAGAAUCUUUCAAGAUUAGGAAGAGAAAUAGACGAUUGUGAAUUUGAUUUGAAAAAGAAAUUAAGAUCUCUUGCAACACUUGAGACUGAAGAAAAGAAUCACGUGGCGAAUAUUAAAAGUUGCAUUAGUCGAAUGUCGGAACUAAAUGAAUUUCACAAAAUGAAGAUGCACAUUCCUAAAGAAACUGAUGAAUUUAACCAACAAUUAUGUCGGAAAAUAACAGUGAGCCUAAAAGAAAUUCAUGACGAAAUAUCUGAUAAAAGUCACCAAGAGAAUGAGAGAAUUCGAAAUAUUGAACAAGGUAUUCAGAGUGAAAUCGAUAAGAAAAGAACCGAAAAGGCCGGCUUGUCAACAGAAAUAGACAUGAAUCGUUCAUCUCUGAACGAGAACAAGCAAGAAAUUAGAAGCAUUAAACGAAAAUUAGAGGAUAUAGAAAGAUAUGCAUCUAAGCUGGAUGACUUGGAGAUGGAUAUUGCUAGAGCGAAAACUGAUCUUGAAGAAGCAAAACGUGAAUAUAAACUGGAUGAGUUGAAGAAGACCAUGGAAUCUUGUAAGGAUGAUAGAAAAGAAACUGAUGGUCGACUUCGCGAGAGAAGGGACGAAUUAGAUAGCCUUCAAGAGUAUGUUGAAGAGAAAGCUCAGAUAGAGAUGUUGCAAAAAAAUAUUCAAGAAAAAAGUGACGAAAUUCGCUCUUUAAGAGAUAAACAUGCUGGCAUAAUUCGUGCACUAUUGGGUAGAAUGCCAAACGAUAAUAUUAGAUCAAGCGUUCAAAAUAAAAUAAGAAAUAUGCAAGAUGAAGAAGGAGAUAAACGAAGAGAUCUUGACAAGUCCAAGGCAGAAAAGAUAAAAUGUGAAUCUAAUAUGCACAGUUUAAGAAAAGAGUUGGAAAAUAAAGAGAAAACUGUUCAAGACGCGAAAAAGAAAAUUACAGAAGUUACUGGUUGUGAAGAUGUCGAUUUGGAAAGAGUCAUCAAUGAAGCUAAAGAAAGUAUCGAGACGAUCGAGAGUCGACGUGGAAUGAUUGAAGCCUCUGGUCGCUUAUUUCAAACUUAUGUUAAAAAGCUAAAGAAUAACGAUCCAUGUCCUGUCUGUAAAAGAAAUUUUGAGUCAAGAGGUGAGGCCGAAGAUAUUGCAAAAGAUCUACAAGAAAAAAUGGCCGAAGCACCAGAGUUACUAAAGAAAGAGGAGACUAUUAAGAAUAAAGAACAAGAAAAGUUAGAGAAACUUUAUAACCUUCGUCCUCUACAAGAAAUGAUUUUAAAGGCUCAAUCUUCUUUACCUGAGGUACGUAAGAAGAUAAAAGAAAUGGAACAAGAUACCAUGAAUCAACAACAAGAAAUAUCAGAACGAGAAGAGGAGCUAAAUGAACUAUUGAAAAAAACUGCUAACGCCCAAAGAUGUAUUGGAGAUUUAACAACAAUUGAUAAUAGUGCAAAGGAAGUGGACAAACUUAAGAGGGAUUUAAUGAACAAGCAGAUGAGUCUACCACACUCUUCUGUUGGUAGGUCUAUUGAAGAGGUGAAAAACGAAAAGAAUGAAUUGGAGUCUGAAAGUGAUCGUUUGAGCAUGGAAUUGGAAAUGUUAGAACAAAAAUACCACAAGCAAUAUGAAAAACAACAUCAAAUGAAUGAUAAACUAAUGAAAUUACAGAGUGAACAAGUUCAAAUACAAAGUGAACUACAACAAGCUCAUAAUCUCAGAGAAAAAUGCAAAGAUAUGGAGGAAAAUAUGGCCAAGUUUGAAAAAAAUAUUCAAUCCAAUCUCGAUAAAUUGGCACCAAUUGAUCAAGAAAUUGAAAAACUACUUAGUCAGAAAAAGCUGCGUCAGCAAGAAGGAGAAAAUAAUUUACUAGUAUUACGUAAUGAUUUAGAGAAGUUAAGAUCGGACCAAAAAGAAUUCAAAGCUCAAGUAUCCACUAUAGACAAAUACAUAGAAUCUAACAAAAAAGAUCAUCUACUAAAAGCAAAACAAGAGAUCAAGAUCAUAGAGUCUAAGAUUUCAAAGCAAAAAAAUGAUUUAAAAAAUACGCAAGAAGAACAUGAAAUGAUUAAAGACGAGUUGGCCACACAAGAGAUUGACGAAAGAAAUUUGCGGGACAAUAUUAAGUUACUUAGCUUAAAAAAUGACUGUAAAAUGGCUGAAAAAGAAUUAGAAAAUAUUAAGAAAGAAGUUGGUUUUCUAAAUGCAAGCGAAUUACAAAAAGUUAUUGAAGAAAAAGGCAAAAAAUUAAACCAACUGCAACAGGAGAUUACAAGAUUGCACGGAUCAUUGGGAGAGAUGGAAAAUUUAAUAAAAUCCUUAAAGAAAAGACUACAAAGCCCUGAAUACAAAAAUGUUGAUAAUGAUUAUAAAGAGAAGUCAAUUAGAUUCGAAUUGCAUGAUGUUGUUCUUGAUGAUCUCAAAAAUUAUCAACUUGCUUUAGACGCUGCUAUAUUAACUUAUCAUGACACUAAAAUGAAAGAAAUUAACAGAAUUCUGGCUGAAUUAUGGGCUAACACUUACGCUGGACAAGAUAUUGACAGAAUUGAAAUUUGUAGCGAACAUGAAUCCAGCUCAGAUAAGAGAAAGCAAUACAAUUACAGAGUCGUUAUGAUUAAGGGAGAUACGAGAGUUGAUAUGAGAGGACGUUGCAGCGCCGGGCAAAAAGUUUUAGCGAGUCUAAUCAUUCGUCUUGCGUUGGCUGAAACUUUUUGUAUUAACUGCGGAAUUUUAGCCCUGGAUGAACCAACGACGAAUUUAGAUCGGGAAAACAUUGAAGCUCUAGCAUCCGCUCUAAACGAAAUUAUACGAACAAGAGCUAGUCAAAGAAACUUUCAGCUCGUAAUUAUCACACACGAUGAAGAUUUCAUAGAGUUACUCGGCAGAACAGGAUAUGCAGACAAAUUCUACAAAGUCAGAAAGAACGAAGAGAUGAGGUCAAUCAUCAGAAGUUGCUCUUUGCAGCAAAUUAGUGCUGCUCACGAAGACGCAAAACAUGAAGAAAACAAUAGCAUAUGA
Molecule: messenger RNA, 3967 nt
Organism: Dimorphilus gyrociliatus
Lineage: Eukaryota; Metazoa; Annelida; Polychaeta; Dinophilidae
Source: the annotation of a GenBank genome assembly